Molecule: messenger RNA, 1107 nt
Organism: Lachancea nothofagi CBS 11611
Lineage: Eukaryota; Fungi; Ascomycota; Saccharomycetes; Saccharomycetales; Saccharomycetaceae
Source: the annotation of a GenBank genome assembly
AUGCAAGCCCAGCUCUCGUCCUACGGUCAAGACCUACGCAGAGCUCGACACUCGUCUUUCCAUCAUGGCGAGCUGCCCAAGCACUCCUUUCACAGUGGGCGCGAUGUCGAACGCUACGCCAUGAACACAGGCGACUACACUGCUGCGUCCAUGGGCAAAUUCAGUGAAUGCCUAUUCCAAUCGGGCCUAAACCAUUCCUUGCCACCCCAGCUUUCCUCCAAGAGCGACCUAUCUGUGAAUUUGGAAAGAGCCCCUAAUAGCUCAUCUGCGUCUUUGCCAGCCUUCACCAGAUCUUCAUCCAGCCACCUAGCGGGCCGAAAUACACGCUCUGCAACCGCUUCCAAAUCUACUAGAAACUUACAUGAAAGAGAUGACGGCAAGAGACUAGUGCAUCAGUUUUUCAACCUAGAUGACGAUUUUCCUGACAAACCGGAUGUACAAGUGUCACACGCCUCCGAACCAUCGUCGGUUUCGCUGCAUUCUCAGGACGAAAGUUUGUGUCAUCUAGUAUUGGCCGAUCUGAAGGAUCGUGCUGCCAUACACGAAGGCGCGCUGCGAAAUAAGACUUGCUGCAGGCCCGACUCUCAUUGUGAAUCAACCCCAACCCUCACCAAUGAGCUUUCCAAAUUCAACUUGCUUAUGAGGAGCACGCUUUCAGAGCUAGCUAGCAGAGAGUCCGCGAUGAACCAGUCCUUCGCGGAGCUUGAGUCUUUACAGCGGGACAUAGCCACGACCCAAGAAUCUAUACGACAAAUUCAAGAUAAAGUUGCUCAAAAAGGUAUUGAAAAAGUGCGUUCUGCCUUCGAAACCAACGAUAACAACUCUUUCAUUUCCAAGUUUACCAAGAACAUUUCUUCAUAUAGCGAGGACCUUACCGCGUUUGAGAAACACAUUGGCAAGUGCAAAGUUGAAUUGACAGACAACAAGGCUACAGUGCAUAAUUUGGAAAUUACCAUAAAACUCAAUGAGAUGUUGCGCGAUUCGCAAAGCAGCAUGUGUGUUGUAGAUCGCCUGCGAGAAUACAGAGGUAUAAUAACAGACGUAUUGACGCUAAUACUAAUUGUCGCUUUAGCGGUCGCGUUAAAACGAUAUUGGCACCGAACAUGA